Molecule: messenger RNA, 1614 nt
Organism: Macrosiphum euphorbiae (potato aphid)
Lineage: Eukaryota; Metazoa; Arthropoda; Insecta; Hemiptera; Aphididae
Source: the annotation of a GenBank genome assembly
AUGGGUGCGUUCCACUGUAAAUCGUGUCAGAACGGCGAGAAUGUGACGAACAUGUUCGGUCAGGAUGGCGGUGAACGGAGACGGUUUAUAUUUGGCAGGCGUCGCAGCCGCAGUGGUUCGGUCAGACAGACCGAUUCGCUUGUCCUUCAGACAUUGAGCAUCAUCAAGAAUUUGGGACUUAUUGAGAAUGGUACUGAAGCUCCAGAAGCAUUGCGAAAGUUACAUUGGGUCGCAGAUGAUGGUGAUGGUUGGAUUCAAGUGGUAUUGUCUAUGAUUCAUGUCAUUCCCCUUGACGAUCCACUUAGUCCAGCUCUUAUAACUGUUAUUCUUGACGAUUGCCCUCUACCCGAUAAAGACACUGUAAUGAAAUUAUCACAAAUGUUAGAUUUGUCAAAUAAAACUCCUAAACGUAAAACAGUUGACCAACAUCGUAACAUUUGUGUAAUAUUAGGUAUACUCGCUGACAAGUUACCUGGACCUUUAAGUAUUGCUUUAUUAACUAAAGAUACAUUGACUUAUCUUUUCAAUAACAUGGAUUUGCAAGUACAUCCAUCAAUUAUACUAUUUUCAUUAAUUGCACUUGAAAAAUUUGCACAAAUAAGAGAGAACAGAUUUACAAUUGAAACUUUUAUGAAGACUGGACCUUUGGCUAUGUUGUCAAUAUUUGAAAGGUUGACAGGUUCCGAUCAACCAUUUUAUGCUCAAGUUGGGUUUUGUGCUGAAUGGCUACUAGAUAACAUAUUUGUGGACGAUCAAAGGACAUCAUCAUAUUUAAAUAUGUCAAUGGAAGGUGUGAAUGCCAUAUUAAAUCAAGAAGAUGCUAGCGAGUAUCUAAAACUGGGUCCUUCUGGUUUGGAAGCUAGAUGUGAUGCUUGUAGUUUUGAAAGUGUCCGCUGUACAUUCCAAAUUGACAAAGGCACUUGGUACUAUGAAGUAACAAUAUUAACAUCUGGUGUCAUGCAAAUUGGAUGGUCAACUAGAAAUUCGAAAUUUGUUAAUCAUGAAGGAUAUGGCAUAGGUGAUGAUGAAUAUUCUGUAGCCUAUGAUGGCUGUAGACAACUAGUUUGGCAUGGUGCUCGAUGUACAAGUUGUGUAUCUGGAAGGCCAUGGCGAGAAGGAGACACAGUUGGUUGCUUAUUACAAGUGGAAAAACCAACUCCAACUGCAACAUUCUACCUAAAUGGUCAAAUUGUAGCUUUUAAUGAUAAAAUAUUUCAAUAUGCCAAGACAGAGUUUUUUGCUGCAGCUAGUUUUAUGACAUUCCAACAAAGUCGUUUUAACUUUGGUAGCAAACCAUUCAAAUAUCCACCAAAAGGCGUAAAGUUUAGUAUCAUGAAUGACCAUGGAAAAUUGGAUGCAAAAGAAAAAACAAUCUUACCAAAACAAAUGAGACUGGGCUUAUUAGGUUUGUUGGGCAAGCAGACAGCUGAUGAAGAUUCAUGCACAAUUUGUUUUGAUCAUAAAGCUGAUGUUAUGUUAUACCCUUGUAAACAUGAAGGUUAUUGUGAAAACUGUGCACAGCAGCUAACCCUUUGUCCAGUUUGUCGUCAAUUAAUCGACAGGUUUCAGGAAAGCAUUCCUACAACAGCCACACCAAUAGUCCUAGUCAGUUAG